Messenger RNA from Paramuricea clavata, 1843 nucleotides. The record is from the annotation of a GenBank genome assembly. Lineage: Eukaryota; Metazoa; Cnidaria; Anthozoa; Malacalcyonacea; Plexauridae.
CAUACACCGGGAAUUUUCCGGAAAUGCUGAGCUCAUGUUCGAACUUCGAAGCAUCAUGAAAGAUGGCGAAUUUUGACACAAUAUUUCAUGACAAUAGUUCAGAGGAUGACACAGAAAAUACUCAAAUAUCGCUCGAAUAUUCUCAAACUGUACCCGAAGCUAUAGUUAUCCGAGGCGUAGGACAUAUGACAAUGUAAGUUAUUAUUAUUACGCCCUGAUUAGAGGGUUAUAGAUUUUGUUACAUAGAUGAAUGAGUCAUGAGUGGGAAAUUAUAAAUACGAGACAAUGGUUAUUAUGGUUACUAUAUAAAUAGACUUUCCUUUGUCAUUAGAGACACACGAAAAUUAUUUUGAUUUACCUUGUUUUUUCUUUAGUUUUGGGUUAAACUGUAAAUACAAUACAGAAUUCCCAUCUGGGCUUCAUGCCAAGGUCAGUCCGUAUAAGUCAUUAAUAAAUAUACCAAUAGUUAUCAGGGCCUGUUUAUAUGAUCCCGCCUUGACCCGCUAGGCAGGAUGAACUUUGCUUUCUGAGUAAAUCCUUUCCUGCCAAGGUGGGAUCAUAUAAACAGCACUUAUAAUUUGUAACUUUCUACAUUUUGAUUUCAAUACUGUAUUAGUGGCACUCAAUAAAUGUUUGAGUGAUCACAAAAUAUUCUACACCAUGAGAGCAAACAUGUCAUUGAGGGCAAUAAAUAAAACAUUCAAUGAUGUCCUGUUGACAAGUAAAAUCAUCUGGUAUUAGAUGGAGUAAGAGGGUGGUGGGACAUGUAACAAAGUAUUAGCCAAGGGCUAAUUAAUAGGAUGUAUCGAAGCUUAAUGAGUUAAGUUAACAGAAGGCAUCACGAUAGAUGGUUUGCUUAAUAAAUUACCAAUCAACAUUUUGGCUAAUUAAUAGGAUGUAACGAGCUUAAUGAUGUUAACAGAGGCAUCACAAUAGAUGGUUUGCUUAAUAAAUUACCACUCUACAUUUUCCCUUUGAUGAGUAAAAUAUCUGGUGUUGGCAGAGUGAAAUGAUGAAAUUGGGCACAUGGGCUCAUUAUAAUGGCAUGGCAUGUAUUAAUUACAUUCUUGCUAAUAACAAAUAUCUGUAAAUUUGCAUGGGCAUACAGGCCUAAUCUUGUUUGGGGGGGCACAGUAUUAGUUUUCCCAACCGUCGCUAAUUAAUAUUUCUCCCUGAAAUUAUUGGGGGGAGAGGGGAGGUCACCAAAAAAUUUUCCCGGACAUACCAAAAAUUUUUUUCCUAAUAUCGCCUAAUUUUUGCAAACAUACGAAAAUUUUUCCGUACAUAUCAUUAUUGACAAAUAAUUUUCUCUAAUAUCACGUAAUUUUCACAAACAUACAAACUUUUUUUCAGGACAUGUCAUAAUUUUUCCGAAAUCUAUAUGUUUUGCCCGAAUUUCGCAUGGAUUUUUGCCAGACCAUAAAAAUUUGGGGGGGGGGGAGGCUUUCCCCCCUCCGGCCCAUAUGCCUAUGUAAAUUUGUGCUUGUUUUAUAAGUGCCACUGAAAUUUUUUAUGGUUAAAAUUUUCAGGUUGCUAAUGAAGAGUUUGAGAUGACAAUAAAUCAAGUGAAUAAAGUUUUAAAAAAAACAAUGACUGUCAAUGUUAGAUGGUGGUUAUGUGGAUGUAUAUGUUGUUGUUGUACACUAGGGAUGUCUUUAUGGCCUGUUGUUUGUCUCAAUAAAAGGGUAAUUUUCAGAUCUUAAAUACAAAACAAGAUAAUCUGUGGGACCUGUCUUAGGACUUUGCCAGGCAAGUAUUUCCUUCUGGCAAAAAGGAAAUAGACAAUGGAUUAGACAAAGUGAAAGAAUAUAAAAAGGGGGCAUAUGAACCUUUCCAAACCAAU